Messenger RNA from Morus notabilis, 1104 nucleotides. Its product is annotated as SH3 domain-containing protein 2-like. Gene Ontology annotation, molecular function: protein binding. Bases 1 to 1104 code for a protein of 367 amino acids. The record is from RefSeq and is a predicted model, not a curated record. The transcript has 10 exons. NCBI's taxonomy places the organism in Eukaryota, Viridiplantae, Streptophyta, Magnoliopsida, Rosales, Moraceae.
AUGGAUUAUGGGGAGACUUUUACCCCGGUUGCAAAGAUGACUAUAGUUCGCACUCUUAUUGCAGUUGCUUCUAUUCGUCACUGGCACAUAUCUCAAAUGGAUUUUAAAAAUGCUUUCCUAAAUGGUGACCUUCAAGAAGAAGUUUACAUGAUACCUGCUCGGGGGCUUUCUCAUCAACCUGGUGAAACUGUGGAUACACCUAUUGAACUUAAUGCUUGGUAUUCUUCUUUGUUGGAUCCUAGCUUAUAUCAUAAUGUUGUUGGUAGCUUGGUUUAUCUUAUUCUCAUUCAUCCAGAUGUUGCACAUGUUGUUCAUAUGAGUCUUUUACUUCCAUCUACUUCGUCUUUAGAGCUGCGUGCAUAUUCUGAUGUUGAUUGGGCUAAUGACCCUAUUGAUUGUAAGUCCACCACUGGCAGGGCACAUCGAGCUCCCUUGGAAGAUGCUCGAUAUCUUGCUCAACGAUAUGAUAGAAUGCGACAGGAAGCUGAAGCUCAGGCUAUUGAUGUAUCUAGACGGCAAGCGAAGUUACGGGAAUCCACAGGGAGAGCUGAAUUUAUCAUAAAGCUAGAAGCUGCUGAAGGCAAACUUCUGGAGCUAAAGUCAAAUGUGGCAACAUUGGGAAAAGAAGACGCUGCAGCUAUGGCUGCUGUGGAAGGUCAACAGCAGAGGUUGACUCUUCAGCAUCUACUUGCCAUGGUUGAAGCUGAACGCAACUAUCACCAGAGAGUCCUCCAGAUACUUGAUCAGCUUGAGAGCGAGCCGUUAUCUGAGCGCCGGCGAAUUGAAGCACCAUCUACUCCAGCAACAGAGAACAGCAUGCCUCCACCACCAUCAUAUGAAGAGGUCAGCGGUGUCUUUGCUUCCGAAAUCUAUGAUGGAUCAACAGACAAUGUGGAUUAUUUCUUGGGAGAGGUUGUGAAUUCAUUCAAAGCUGUAACUGAUGUGGAGUUAAGUUUGUCUAUUGGUGAUUAUGCUGUUGUCCGGAAGGUCUCAAGCAGUGGUUGGGCUGAAGGUGAAUGUAAGGGAAAAGCCGAUUGGUUCCCAUUUAACUAUGUGGAAAGGCGAGAACGUGUGCUUGCGACCAAGGUGGCUGAAGUCUUCUGA